Messenger RNA from Spathaspora passalidarum NRRL Y-27907, 3472 nucleotides. Its product is annotated as magnesium transporter CorA family protein. Gene Ontology annotation, biological process: intracellular magnesium ion homeostasis; magnesium ion transmembrane transport. The transcript has a single exon. The coding region runs from base 763 to 1803 and encodes 346 amino acids. The record is from RefSeq and is a predicted model, not a curated record. Gene Ontology annotation, cellular component: plasma membrane. NCBI's taxonomy places the organism in Eukaryota, Fungi, Ascomycota, Pichiomycetes, Serinales, Debaryomycetaceae. Gene Ontology annotation, molecular function: magnesium ion transmembrane transporter activity.
CAUUCUCCCGAUGACAAGAAACUUUCUCCUAGAAUGACCAAGUUCAAGACCAAUGACAGUGAGUAUUCCGCUUAUAAGAGAGAAAGAAGACAAAGCAGCGGAUCCAUCAACAGUGAUGAUUCCCAUGCCUCUAGAAGUUCCCAAGAAACCGAAGAAGAUGUCUGUUUCCCUAUGCUGCGUGAACACAUUAGAAUCAACGGUAUCGACUUUGACGAAUUGGAAGAGUUUAUCAAUGAAGAAAGAGAGCACAAGGAGGACAUUAGACGUCAACAGCACAUCAAUAUCCAAUCCACCAUCACGAGAUUGAGUGAACGUAAGUCUUCCAUCAGCUCUUCUAGAUCUGCCAUGAAGUACACUCCAAGACACAUUUUGAAGAAGACUCAAACUAACUUGGCCAAAAUUAGAACCCAUUUAGAAGGUCACAAGGACGAUCAUGUUCCUCCUCCCCCUCCUCCACACCUUGUUAUCUCCUCCGCUUCGUCUUCCAUGGAGGAAUCUCAUGAAUUGAAGUUUAUGGAAAAGGACGACGAUGUUCAUUCCGAACAAGUUAAGUUUGGCGGGGCUGCAAUUGCUGAUGCUGGUGCUACCCCAUUUGGUUCAGAUCUUCCUGAUAGAUUUUCAUUCUUCCAUUCCGAAUCCGAUGAAACCAUCCAUGCCCCAGAUUUGCCAAGCUUGGUCCCUGCUGGUUCUUCUAUUGCCGAUUUGUUCAAAAACGGUAAAGGUACCUGGUGGUUGGAUGUGACCUGUCCUACCGAUGCCGAAAUGAAAACCUUUGCUAAAUCCUUUGGUAUCCACCCUUUGACUGCCGAAGAUAUUAGAAUGCAAGAGGCUCGUGAAAAGGUUGAGUUGUUUCGCAGUUAUUACUUUGUCAGUUUCCACACAUUUGAAAAUGACAAGGAAUCAGAAGAUUACUUGGAACCCAUCAAUGUCUACAUAGUCGUGUUUAGAGAAGGAAUCCUCACUUUCCACUUUUCACCAAUCACCCAUGGUGCUAAUGUCAGAAGAAGAGUGAGACAAUUGCGUGACUAUGUUGACGUUAGUGCCGAUUGGUUAUGUUAUGCCCUUAUUGAUGACAUCACCGAUGGUUUUGCACCAGUAAUCACCGGUAUUGAAUAUGAAGCUGAUUCCAUUGAAGAUUCCGUGUUUGUAGCAAGACAAACUGAUUUCAAGACCAUGUUGCAAAGAAUCAUGGAGGCAAGAAGAAAAGUCAUGACCUUGAUGAGAUUGUUAUCGGGUAAAGCCGAUGUUAUCAAGAUGUUUGCCAAGAGAUGUCAGGAUGAAGCCAUUCAACAAGACCUUUCCACCACAACAGCACCAGUCAAUGCUCGUCCCCGGGCAAACAUUGCCCUUUACUUGGGUGAUAUCCAGGAUCAUGUGGUUACUAUGUUUCAAAAUUUGCUCGCCUAUGAAAAGAUUUUUAGUAGAUCCCAUGCCAACUAUCUUGCCCAAUUGCAAGUGGAGUCGUUCAAUUCCAACACCAAGAUUAGUGAGAUGUUUUCCAAGGUUACUUUGAUUGGUACCAUGUUGGUUCCGUUGAAUUUAAUCACGGGUUUGUUUGGUAUGAAUGUCAAGGUCCCCGGAGGUGGCGUGGAAAACUUGGGGUGGUUUUUCGGGAUUGUCGGGGUCAUUAUCGUGUCUAUUGCAGGUUCGUUCUUGUUUGCCCAAUGGUGGUUGAAGAAAUUGGGUAAUGAAGAGGAUGAUAUGCCUGUGAUGAGUUCAAGAAGAUCAAUUAGAAGUUUGGGGUUGAGAAGAGGCAGGGAUCGCGCCAAGUCGAUUCUUAGUUUUCCUAACAAGUACGAGUAGCGUGUGUGUGUGUGUGUUUAUUUAUAGAGUUCUAGAUUAAUUGCAUUGUUUGUUUGUUUUUAUUGUAAGCUAGUUUACGUGAGCUUGACGUUCGUAGAAUUCUGCAACUUCGGUUGAACUUGUGGCAUCUUCGAUUCCCUUAUCGUCUCUAAUUCUAAGGAAACGAGGGAAUCUCAAGGAAAUACCCUUUCCAUACUCGGUAUGAGCAGCUUUAUAAAUUGGACUCAACGACAAAUCAGCAGUCAAUACUUCGAAUAAUAAACUAGGUUCAAACCAUACGUCAGGAGCAGCAUUUGAAUUGGUGGAAUCAUACACAAAAUGUGGUCUAGGAUUAGGAAUCUCGGUGGGGUGUAACUUAUUAUACAAAUUGGUUAAAUCUUCAUCACUGAACCCCGUUCCUAUCUUACAUGUGGUUUCCAACUCGCCCGAAUCUUGAUUAUACGAAGCAAGCAAGAACCCACCGUACGUCCCGGUUCUCUUCCCCCUACCGUUAUACGCGCCAAUAACGACCAAGUCAAGGGAAUCGCCUACACCAGCCAAAUAGUCCUUCUUUAAUUUAAGCCAGUUUCUCGACCGUUUUGAUGGUUCGUAGAAGGACUCGGUUCCAUUCAACAUCUUCACCAUCAAUCCCUCACACGAGUCCUUGACGGACUGAUCAAGGAACAAUUGCAAUUCGUCCAAGUUGGACGAGUCCUUUUUCGUGGCGAACUGGAAUUUCCCUUCAAUGGUGGUGAAGUUGUUGUACAACACCUCUCGUCUCUCUGCGAGCGAUUUUGUAAUUAGGGAUUCCCCAUUAUAGUAAAUCAAAUCAAAUGCAAAAAGACAGAUGUGCACCGUGAUGUCCUUUUCAUUCACGUCCUUUCUCUUUCUCGUGGAUAACACUUGAAAGGGGAGGAUUUUAUUCUGGACACGAUCCCACGCUACUGCUUCACAGUCGAGAAUCAUCGAGUGUAAUUCUUGCUGUUUACUGAAUUCAGUAAUGAUUGAGAUCAAGUCGGGAUACCUUUGUGACAUGUCUUCUGAGUUUCUCGAGUAGAUCCUCACGCUAGCAUCAGGCAAGACGUGGACUUGAGCACGUUCGCCAUCGUAUUUAUACUCACAGGUAAAUUCCUCGUGCUGGAAUCUGUCCAAUACUUCACCAAUGGAUUUGGUAGGUUUUGCCAACAUGGGCUUCACGGGGAUACCUGGGGUUAACCUGACAUGGUCCAAUAAAUUGAAAACUCCAUGCUCAGAUGCAUUCUUGAUUAUCACUUCAUAAUUGGGAAUCUGCGAGAAUGCUUCUCUAAUUAUAUCCUCUGCCUUGCUCAACUCGUCCGCGUGCACUUUAUGCUUCUUUUCAUGAUUUACGAACGCCUGUGCCAAGGCAAUAAGCACAGUCUUUUCCGCCAAUCCAAUUCUGAGUUUCCCUUCCAACGACCUAAUUAAGAAUUUUGCCUCGUUAGUUUUGGGAUCGCACGCCGUCAACAUCUUGUUAAUGAUCCCGAUCUUCUUCAGCUGGGAGUCCUUACCGGUGGACCUGGCAAUCUGGGUCAAAUUGGCAAACACGGUGUCGAUGUCCAACGGUUGUGGUUUAAACAUGGUAGGUUGUCCACUUCUCGAUUUCUGGGCCACUAGACCCAAAUCUCCAACUUCUUUAUAGUCCAGCUUGAUCUUGCUCGUGGCCCGGCCG